Messenger RNA from Benincasa hispida (wax gourd), 573 nucleotides. RefSeq lists its product as uncharacterized. NCBI's taxonomy places the organism in Eukaryota, Viridiplantae, Streptophyta, Magnoliopsida, Cucurbitales, Cucurbitaceae. The record is from RefSeq and is a predicted model, not a curated record.
AUGUUGAAAUCUUUGAAAAUUUGUGAAGUUGAUAGGUUUCUCGGGCAAGUAACUUGCCUGGCCAAUGUUGCCAAUGCCAACAAGAUUGUAAAGCAGAAGCUCACCAAAAGGCAAUUAAAGAUGUUCAAGAGAACAGUUUUUGGUCGAUUCCUAGAUAUUGAACUUGUAUUCAAUAGCCCUCUAAUCCACCAUAUGUUAUUGAGGGAAGUGUGGAACUUAGGAAUGGACUCAAUCAGUUUCUUUGUUAGAGGAAAGGUCGUCAUAUUUUCGAAGGACGAAUUUUUAUUGAUCACUGGUUUGUGGCGGUCUUCUACGCGAGUUGGACGGAGUGAGGAGUCCUCACACGAACUUUUUAUCAAGUACUUUGGUAGUCAGUUGGCCUCAGACGCAUUCCACUUGCAUUUGCUUGAAGAAGAAUACAAAGAAUUGGUAUUUGAAAAUGAUGAGGAUGUAGUGAAAAUUACCCUAUAUUACACAGAGGUUGCAAUGAUGGGUAAAAACAAGCAAAAGAAUGUUGUGGAUCAUACCCUAUUUGAUGAUGUUGAAGACAUAAAACUACUACAACUCUCUUGA